UGACCCAUAACAAACAAAGGCUAAAUAUAUUUCCAUGGCAGGGAGGGUCUUUACGCUGGAGGAGAGACAGGCAGAGAGAUCGAGGGAUAGAGUGAUAGAGGGACAGAAAGAUCGAGAAGAGAGGCACAGGAAGGUUCCCAGUUCUUUCUUCUUGAAGGCUUCAUAGAGCGUCAGACCUUCAGAGAGCUUCACAGUGUCAGUUCCAGACCAGUGUUUGGGAUGAACUUUGCACUGGGCUACAAACCUGGGCAACUCGGGGAGUCUAGCACCAUGGAUAACUUGGAGAAGCAGCUCAUCUGCCCCAUCUGCCUGGAGAUGUUCACCAAGCCUGUGGUCAUACUGCCCUGCCAGCACAACCUCUGCAGGAAGUGUGCCAAUGACGUCUUCCAGGCUGCCAACCCCCUGUGGCAGUCUCGGGGGUCCAAGUCCAUGUCCACAAGGGGUCGUUUCCGCUGCCCAUCAUGUCGUCAUGAGGCAGUGUUGGACCGCCAUGGUGUGUAUGGCCUACAGAGGAACCUGCUAGUAGAGAACAUCAUAGACAUCUACAAACAAGAAGAGUCCAGCAGGCCCCUGAAUCCCACCAAGGUGGAGCAGCAGCAGCUGAUGUGUGAGGAGCAUGACGAGGAGAAGAUCAACAUCUACUGCCUGAGCUGUGAGACGCCCACCUGCUCAAUGUGUAAAGUGUUUGGCCAGCACAAGGACUGUGAGGUGGCCCCCCUGCAGAAUGUCUACAAGAGACAGAAGACGGAGCUGAGUGACGGCAUCGCCAUCUUGGUGGCUGGGAACGACCGUAUCAAGGCCCUCCUCUCUCAGAUGGAGGAGACCUGCAGGUCCAUCCAGGAGAACGGCCGUCGUCAGAAGCAGAGUCUGUGUGAUAAGUUUGACGGGCUGUAUGCCAUCCUGGAGGAGAGGAAGAAGGAGUUGGUGGGUAUGAUCAGCCGCCAGCAGGAUGACAAGCUGGACUACAUCCGCUCCCUCAUGCGUCGCCACGGAGACCACCUGGAGGGAGCCGUCAAGCUGGUGGAGACAGCCAUCCAGUCCAUGGAGGAACCACAGAUGGCCGUGUUCCUACAGAGAAUCAAGGAUAUAUUUAAAAAGAUCGGCACCACUGCCAAGGUGUCCAGUAUGGAAUGUCCAGAGCCGGGCUACGAGAGCAUGGCCCAUCUUGUCAUCAACACAGCGAAUGUGGCAGACAUGCUGAGGACCAUUGACUUCAUCACAGUUAGGGCCUCAGGUUUCCAGGAAAAGGACGGGGAGGAUGGUUAUGAUCUGGGUUUUUCCAGUCAAGAAAGGACUACUUAGAGGGUUUAUGGUAAUCCCCUGCGCACAUCCAUCCAGAGUAUUGAUGUUUGCCUUUACCAUUCGGCUGUCAACUGGUUUUGCUGUCCACAGUAUUUACAUUGAGUGAAUUACAGAUCUACAAUAGAGAAUAAAGCUCAAACAUCACACAGUUGAAGGCCUCCCUCGCCACCCACAUCAGAUAUAUGUACAAAAGCCUGUGUAUUAUGUGUACAUUUGAUAAGCUAAGUAUAAUCCACUGAAAUGUAUCCCACUGUUGGUUUGAAUUGUGCAUGUUGUGAAGUAGGAAGAAUAUUGUUGUUUUUCCUCACCUAACACUCCUUCUAGUGCUUGUGAUUAUCCUGCUACUUCCUCUUCAACAGACUUUACUUUGACAAGAGUUCCACAAGUGCCUUGAAGAAAAAAGUAUGACUAAUAUUGUAGAGACCGAAGCAACUGUAAGCUGCACUUCUAAAAGGUUAUGAGGAGAACUGAAUGCUCCGAUGGUAUAGUAUAUGCACUUUUUAGUCUCAGUUUACAUCAUUUUAUAGAAAUA
Oncorhynchus mykiss (rainbow trout) is the source of this 1834-nucleotide messenger RNA. RefSeq names its product tripartite motif containing 54 (gene trim54). Gene Ontology annotation, cellular component: cytoplasm. NCBI's taxonomy places the organism in Eukaryota, Metazoa, Chordata, Actinopteri, Salmoniformes, Salmonidae. Gene Ontology annotation, biological process: regulation of microtubule cytoskeleton organization. Gene Ontology annotation, molecular function: zinc ion binding. The record is from RefSeq and is a predicted model, not a curated record.